UUUCCCUUAAUUCUUUUCUUCUUCAAACCCCCGCAAUCAAUCAUCACUUCAUUAUUUUUCUCAAGCCUUUGCUUCUUUCAAUUCAUGUCUCUUUCAUAUGAUUAUUCUCUCUCAAAUUUUUUUCCUCCUCAGUAGCUACAAAAAUUUCACUCUUUCUUUCUUCUUGUUUCAUAAAGUUUCAAUUUUUUUGAAUUUAUUCUGACAUAGACCAUCACUUUCCACAGAUUUAAGCGCCCCAUUUAUUGUUCAACACCCAAUUUAUUAUCUUUCUGCCUAAACUGCAUUACCCUUUUGAAAUAUUCUUCUGGGUUGUUAAGGUCAAAGAGAAAGUUGACAUUUUGACUUCAAGUUUUUGGGUUUUUUGUUCACACAAUGAAGCUUGUGGUUCGUGUGAUUGAGGCAAAGAACUUGCCACCAAUGGAUCUUAAUGGGUUUAGUGAUCCAUAUGUGAGGUUACAGUUGGGGAGACAAAGGUUUAGGACUAAAGUGGUUAAGAAGAGUUUGAAUCCUAAGUGGGAUGAAGAGUUUAGCUUUAAGGUGGAUGAUCUUAAGGAAGAGUUGGUGGUUUCUGUUAUGGAUGAAGAUAAGUAUUUGAUUGAUGAUUUUCUUGGUCAACUUAAAGUUCCUAUGUCAACUGUUUUUGAUGAGGAGAUCAAAUCACUUGGUACUGCUUGGUACUCUUUGCAACCCAAGAGUAAGAAGUCCAAGAACAAAGAAUCUGGUGAGGUUCGUUUGAGCAUAUAUUUUGAACUGAAAACGGCAUCCGUUGAGUCAAAUGUUCACGGUGAUCUAGUAUUCCAUCCAAGAAAAAGUGCUGAUACUAUUACUGAUUCGCCUUCAAGGUCUUCCACUGGAUAUUCAAGCUCAUCUUCACCUGCAAGGGAUGAAGUUGCAUCUGCUAAGGAUGAAAAACCGAGUACUCAAAAAUCACUCACAGGGAGAAUUGCUCAUAUCUUCAAUAAGAAUUCUGAUAUGUCGUCAAGCUCGUCACAUAGAAGCAUUGACUCAGACCAACCUGAAAUUACCAAAGUGGAAGUUAGUGAGGUCAAGACCGAGGAUCAGUCUUCGGAGGAGACUUUUGAAGAAGCUAUGAAGAAAGUGCAGUCUUUAGAUCAAGGAAGUGAAAUUCCUACCAACUUACCUGGAGGGUUGUUAGUAGAUCAACAUUAUACUAUUGCACCCGAAGACUUGAACGUGUUACUCUUUUCUUCCGAUUCUAAUUUUCUCAAGUCACUGGCUGAUGUACAGGGUAGUACCGAACUUCAAGUAGGACCUUGGAAGUUUGAGGAUGGCGGGGAGAGCCUCAAAAGAUUAGUCACUUACGUCAAGGCUCCGAGCAAAUUAAUUAAGGCAGUCAAAGCCUUUGAAGAUCAGACAUAUUUAAAAGCUGAUGGGAAGAACUUUGCUGUUUUUGUCGUUGUCAGUACUCCUGAUGUUGUGUAUGGGAGCACCUUUCGGGUAGAAUUACUCUAUACAAUCACACCUGGACCUGAGUUGCCCUCAGGAGAACAAUGUUCACAUCUGGUUAUAUCAUGGCGAAUGAAUUUCAUACAGAGCACCAUGAUGAGAGGAAUGAUAGAGAAUGGAGCUCGGCAAGGUAUGAAGGAGAGUUUUGAACAGUAUGCCAGUUUAUUAUCCCAGGAUGUCAAACCUGUUGAUGUAACAGAACUUAGUUCGAGUAAGGAGCAAGCAUUGGCAUCUUUACAAGCAGAGCCGCAGUCAGAUUGGAAGCUGGCAGUGCAGUAUUUUGCUAACUUCACAGUAGUCUCAACAGUCUUCAUAGGGUUGUAUGUGCUUGUCCACAUAUGGCUUGCUGCUCCGAGUAUAAUUCAAGGGCUCGAGUUUGCUGGACUUGAUUUGCCAGAUUCAAUAGGUGAAUUUGUUGUUUGUGCUGUCCUGGUUCUUCAAGGUGAACGCAUGCUGGGUUUAAUAUCACGCUUCAUAAAAGCCAGAGCACAAAAGGGAAGUGAUCAUGGAAUUAAAGCUCAAGGAGAUGGGUGGUUAUUAACCGUUGCCUUGCUUGAAGGAAGCAAUUUAGCUUCUGCGGAAUCUGGUGGAUUCUCUGACCCAUAUGUAGUGUUUACUUGCAAUGGGAAAGUAAGAACCAGUUCAAUCAAGUUCCAGAAAUCUAAUCCUUUAUGGAAUGAAGUAUUUGAGUUUGACGCAAUGGAUGAUCCUCCUUCUGUGAUGGAUGUGGAAGUUUAUGAUUUCGAUGGGCCUUUUGAUUCCGCUACAUGUCUAGGGCAUGCUGAAAUUAACUUUCUAAAAGCAAACAUCUCCGAUCUUGCUGAUACAUGGGUUCCUCUUGAAGGCAAGUUAGCUUUUGCAUGUCAGUCUAAGUUGCACUUAAGAAUUUUCUUGGACAACACUAGAGGUGCGACUGGAAAUGUAACAAAAGACUAUCUAAAUAAAAUGGAAAAAGAGGUUGGAAAGAAGAUUAAUAUGCGGUCUCCUCAAACUAAUUCGGCGUUCCAAAAACUCUUCGGGCUUCCACCUGAGGAAUUUCUCAUCAAUGACUUCACAUGUCACUUGAAAAGAAAAAUGCCCCUGCAGGGACGCCUAUUUCUAUCACCAAGAAUAAUUGGAUUUCAUGCUAAUUUGUUUGGAAAGAAAACAAAAUUCUUUUUUCUCUGGGAGGAUAUUGAAGACAUUCAGGUUAUUCCUCCUACAUUUUCAUCAAUGGGAAGUCCAAUAGUUGUCAUAACUCUUCGGCCGGGUAGAGGUGUUGAUGCAAGGCAUGGUGCAAAAACACAAGAUGAACAAGGAAGGUUGCAUUUCAAUUUCCAAUCCUUUGUAUCGUUCAAUGUCGCACACAGGACUGUCAUGGCUCUCUGGAAGGCCAAAUCAUUGACUCCGGAGCAGAAAGUGAAGGUUGUUGAACAGGAAUCUGAAACCAAAACCCUUAUAAGCGAAGAUAGUGGCUCGUACCUUGUUCUGGAUGAUGUUAGCAUGUCUGAGAUUCAUUCAUGUUCUCUUCCAAUUCCUGCAAGUUUUCUAAUGGAGAUAUUUAGUGGGGGUGAGGUUGACCGCCGGGUCAUGGAAAACUCUGGUUGUCUUAAUUACUCUUAUACCCCUUGGGUAUCAGAGAACUGCGAUAUCUCUGAGAGGGCAGUAUAUUACAAAUUCGAGAAGCAUGUUUCAAGUUAUAAAGGUGAAGUGACAAGUACUCAACAAAGAUCUCCCCUUUUAGAUGGAAAGGGUUGGCUUGUAGAAGAAGUUUUGAAUCUUCACGGUGUUCCUCUUGGUGAUUAUUUCAAUAUACACCUUCGCUAUCAAAUAGAAGAUUUACCGCCAAAAGCAAAGGGGUGUAGAGUUUCAGUGUUUUUUGGAAUUGAAUGGCUGAAAAAUGCAAAAAAUCAGAAAAGGAUUACAAAGAAUAUUCUACAGAAUCUGCAAGAACGUAUUAAAGUGACCUUUAGUCUAGCUGAGAAGGAGCUUUUACCUAGAUAGCAACUGAGACUUAAACACCGAGGAGGUAGCUGAUAUCAUUCACGGGCUCGGACUCGAAUAUAUGGGUAUAACAACUUAUAAGGUUUGCGCGAAUGUGUUGUUUGUCCUUGGAUUGCAUGACAAUCCUAACUUCUGUGAAUAUCAAUGGAACUCUUAUCAGAAGUAGAAUGCUGCUGAAAGUUGUGCUCUUUGGUUGACUUGCUAUUAAGUUUAGUCUUCAAACCAGAUUACUCAUAGGAGAGAUUACCUGAUUGUUCCAUUGUGCAUAGCCAUGACUAUGGCAGAAGAUACUCACUUAGAUUGUAACAAUAUAGUUGAUAGUUUAUCACAAGGGUCAGCAACAUGUAUACUCAUAAUUGUUAGGAUUGUGAGAGUUGACAGUAGUAGUCAAGUAAUGCUUUUUGUCAUACAGGAAAUGUAAAAAUCUUUUAUGCCAGAGAACUUAGAAGACCAUGAUAUGAUAUGAAGCACUGGUCCUUCAAUUCCUUAUUGAUUGAUUAUUUGAGAUACAUUUUUUAUAAAUAAUUUGAAACACUUUCCGAGUAA
Vicia villosa (hairy vetch) is the source of this 3996-nucleotide messenger RNA. RefSeq names its product C2 and GRAM domain-containing protein At1g03370. Bases 373 to 3450 code for a protein of 1025 amino acids. NCBI's taxonomy places the organism in Eukaryota, Viridiplantae, Streptophyta, Magnoliopsida, Fabales, Fabaceae. The record is from RefSeq and is a predicted model, not a curated record. The transcript is spliced from 8 exons.